Molecule: messenger RNA, 918 nt
Organism: Emericellopsis cladophorae
Lineage: Eukaryota; Fungi; Ascomycota; Sordariomycetes; Hypocreales; Bionectriaceae
Exons: 2
Coding region: 1-918 (305 amino acids)
Source: RefSeq, a predicted model, not a curated record
AUGGCCUACUCUGCCAAGUAUACCCCUCGACCCUUUACCGAUGUCUUCACAUCGGACACCGACAUCAACCGUCGGGAAUGCACCCGCAAGGUGCCCAUGAAGGUUCUCAUCCUGGGCUUGGGGCGAACGGGUACAGCUUCCAUGCGCGCGGCCAUGAAGCAGCUUGGCUACGUCGACACCUACCACAUGAUGAACUGCUCGAUCGAGAACCCGCCCGACGCUCUCAUGUGGAUGGACGCCCUGACCGCCAAGUACGACGGUGUCGGCAAGAAGUUUACACGCGAGGACUGGGACCAGCUCCUCGGAAACGCCCAGGCCGUCUGCGACUGGCCCUCGAUCGCCUUUGCCAAGGAGCUCAUCGAGGCCUACCCCGAGGCCAAGGUCGUCCUCACGAACCGCGACGUCCACACGUGGCAUGCCUCGACCAUGAAGACCGUCUACUGGCGUGUCACCGAUCCCGAGCUGCGCUGGCUGUCGCACUUUGACUGGGCCGCCAGCAUGUACCAGCCCAUGCUGCAAAAAUUCUUUGACACCUUCUUCAAGGGUGAUUUCCCCAACAAGGGCAAGGAGGUCUUCCUGGAACACUACGAGGAGGUCCGCAGCCUGGUGCCCAAGGACCGCCUCCUCGAGUACAAGGUCACCGAGGGCUGGGAGCCCCUGUGCGAGUUCCUCGGCGAGCCCGUGCCCAAGGACUCACCCUUUCCCAACGUCAACGACAACUCUGACUUUGUGACUCGCUCGCGCCGUCGCAACAGGAACCAAAUGUACAACUGCCUGCUGCGCUAUGCAUUCAACACAUCCGCUGCUGUCCUGUCAGGUCUGGCGGUGUACCACGGUGCCGUGUACCUCGACCUGGUGGACGCAAAGUCCUCGUUCAGCCCGGCCACCAUUGCAUCCCUGUUUCGCGGCUCUUCGUGA